AUGGCUUUGAAUAUCUCCCUGCAGCGGCACAGGAUUCCUACAGUCGCUGUUCUCUUCCACUUACUUGUUAGUGCAUUGACUUUGACAGGUUAUGCAUCGGCACAGGUCUUUGACAGUUUGGGAUUAUCGUAUGGUUUGAGAACGGACCUCUCAGAGGAUGCAAUAUUGGUUGCAAACAAUGGAAUACGCGUGCCUUUCGGGAGAUCCAUUUUUGUGGAUCCCAUCAACGACCUGGUUACCCAAGUUCAGCCUGGAGACAAAUGUAGCAUAACCGUGUUGGAUAAUGACCCGUUGUCACAGAGACCGGGGCUGCUCUCCCCGAAAAAGUUUCCGUGUGAAUUCGGUCCCAACGAUGUGAAGUACUCGCACUUCGGUUCCAGGAGCCCGGCAAAGGACAGGGUGAGGCUACAACUCCGCUAUGACACCCAAACUGAUACCGUCAUUAUACCGUUUAUGAUGGAGGUUGAGGUAAUCUUUACACAAUUGGAAGUAUUGACCAGAAAUAUGCCCCUCACUGUUGAAAAGCUUUUAGGAGCAAGUAAUCCCAUUGAUAACAAAAUAUUGGAAUUUACUUAUGACAGAAAUGCCUAUCAGUGCAAAGUCGCAUCACUCGCCAGUGGCAGUGCACUGCCCAGAUAUGGCAAACUUAUUGACGAGGGAAAACUGGGAAAGAUGGUGGACUGUGAUGAAUUUCUCAGACUCAACAUUCGUUAUCAGCACACGUUUGCACAUCGUUCCCCCAACAGAGAUUAUGUUCCUAUGUUUGUAGAGUUACAAGACAAAGAGGGCAACAUAUUAAACCAAGAGUUUUUCCAAAUUAUGGUGCGCAUAAGAGAAGGGGAGGAGAACACUGCCCCAAAGCCCAGUUUUGUGGCUAUGAUGAUGAUGGAGGUGGACCAGUUUGUAAUGACUGCCAUUACUCCUGAUAUGCUGGCUGCGGAGGACAUAGAAUCCAAUCCAGAUGAUUUAAUAUUUAAUAUCACGUCCCCACUGUCUUUUGAAGAGGGCUACAUUGUGAGCACAGAUGAUAGGAAUUUGCCUAUCACCUCUUUCUAUCAGAGGGAUUUGAAGGAGCUGAAAAUAGCCUAUAAGCCCCCCGCUGUGGAUUCAGACAGUGAGCGAAUUUUCCAAAUAGAGUUCGAGGUUGUGGACACUGAGGGAGCUGUGUCGGACCCCUUCGCCUUCAUGAUUGUUGUCAAGCCGAUGAACACUCUGGCCCCUGUCGUGACCCGAAAUACUGGACAGCUGCUGUAUGAGGGACAAUCUAGGCCGCUGUCCAGCUCACACAAUUUGGAGAUUAGCGAUGAAGACAACCUGGACAAUGUGAGGGUCAGUGUGAUUGAUGGGCUCAGGCACGGGCAUCUGACAGUGUUGGGGUCACGGAGGAAGUUUUUCACGCCAGCUGACCUGGAUAAUGGGGUGGUCAUCUACCAGCACGACGGCAGCGACACCUACAGUGACAACAUCAUUUUUCGGAUGACAGAUGGCAAGCACGAAGUGGAAUUCCUCUUCCCCAUCACCGUGGUGCCAAUGGACGACGAGCCGCCAAUCAUCAAUGCCAACACAGGCCUGGUGCUGUUCAAAAAUCAGAUGAUUCCCAUAUCGCCCCUGACGCUUAGUGCGGCUGAUAUAGAUUCGGAGGACUCCACCAUUAAGUUCAUAAUCCAGCCGCCAUUCUCCACGAUAGGAGAGGUGCUGCUGCGGCAAUCUGAGGCCCCGGAGGAUCCGUCCACAUGGCGGUUCGAUGCGGAGGACGAGAUGUACGAGAAGUCAGUGACAGAGUGGCUCCAGGUGGACAUCACCGACGGCAAGCUCUUCUACAGGCACGUAGGGCCUCACAUCACCGGGCCUGUCAUGGACCAGUUUGUGUUCCGCGUCCAGGAUGACAACGACCCCCCCAAUCAGUCAGGGGAAAGCUCGUUCAUCAUCAAGCUUCUUCCCAUCGACGACAUCCCUCCCGAACUCUACCCGGGCACCACGCUGCAGAUGACCGUGCACGAGUAUCAGCUCACAUACUUUCGCAAGAAGUUCCUGCGUUACACGGACCUGGACUCUGAGGAUCGCGACCUGAAAUACACCAUCACGCAGCCACCCACUGACACGGAUGCAAACAACCCUCUUGUGUUCGGGUCAAUCGUUUUGACCGAAAGUCCAGGCGUGCAGGUCACGGAAUUCAACCAGGCGCAAAUCAAUCACCACAAGAUAGCCUACAAGCCACCUGACGUGGAACUGGGUAUCAUAGCCCACGUGGUGCAGUUUGCGUUCACUGUCGAAGACACAGCUGGAAAUAGCGUCACCGGAUCCUUCGACAUUUAUCUUCAGCCUGUCGACAACAAGCCACCCCAGAUAACUAACUCUGGUUUCACCGUGUUGGAGGGCAGCACACAUGUCAUUAUGAGGGAGGAACUGGACACCGAGGACCAAGACACUGACAGCAGUCAGAUUUCAUUCACAAUCAUUCAGUGUCCACUUCACGGUGUAGUCCAGUAUACAUUCACUGACUUGACCAAAGGCGAUGCGUUUAACCUGAGGGACAUUUCAGAGGGGAGAAUUGCGUACGUCCACAAUGGAGAUGAAUCAACCAGUGAUUAUUUCCAAAUAGAUGUUAGUGAUGGAGUCCACGUUGUCACAAUUACUGUCAGGGUUAACGUGAAGCCGGUUGACGAUGAAAAACCCACCAUCAGUCUCCCAGCCGGCACCAUAGGCUCUCACAUUGACGUGUUGGAGAACGGGGCCACUGAGAUCACGACAAGCGUCAUUCAGGGCAAGGACGAGGAUACAGACGACGUCCGGCUGACCUUCAUCGUGGAGGACCCUCCCGUGUUCGGGGAGAUUCUUGUGAACGGGGUGCCUGCUGGGAGGUUCACCCAAGCCGACAUCAUCAGCGGCUUCGUGGUGUACGCGCACACCGGGGGAGAGAUCGGCCUCACCACCAAGCACGACUUCUUUAACCUGACCCUCACGGACAUGUCGGACGAGUGGACCGUCGGGGGCAACAAGGUCACUGGGGUCAGAGUUCAGGUCACCAUAUUGCCCCUGGAUAGCCAGGCUCCUGAGGUGUUUGUAGGCCCCCUGUUCAGUGUAGUAGAGGGAGAGAAGAAUGUCAUAGAGAUCCUGCACAUUAGCGCAGACGACGUAGACACACCCAACGAUGACCUCCUUUGCACGAUCAUUGUUCAGCCGUCGUCAGGCUACAUCGAAAACAUAUCCCCAGCCCCGGGCUCGGAGAAGUCUAGGUCAGGCACAGCCAUCAGUGCGUUUACCAUGAAGGACAUCAGGCAAGGCCACAUUUAUUAUGUGCAGAGUAUUCACAAGGGCGUGGAACCUGUGGAAGACAGGUUCACUUUCAGAUGCUCCGAUGGCAUUAAUUACUCCGAGAAGCAUUUCUUCCCUAUUAGGAUCAUCCCGUCCAACGACGAAAAGCCAGAGAUGUACAUGAGGGAGUUUGUAGUGAUGGAGGGCAUGAACAUUGUCAUAGACACUCCGAUUUUGAACGCAGCAGAUGCAGACGUGCCCUCUGAUGAACUGACGUUCAUAAUCACCAAGCCCCCAAAACAUGGCGUUCUCUUAAACCAGUUGACCUCUGGCACCGUUCCAAUUAGCAAUUUCACCCUUGACCAGAUCAGAGAAGCCUCUAGUAUUGUCUACGAACACGACGAUUCGGAGACCACAGAGGACAGUUUCACUGUCAUUCUCACUGAUGGUAAAUUCACAGUGGAGAAAGAGGUCCUGAUCAUGAUUAUUCCCGUCGACGACGAAACGCCAAGGAUGGCCAUUAACGACGGCCUCGAGAUAGAGAUAGGAGACGUCAAAGUAGUCACCAACAGAGUUUUAAAAGCCACUGACUUAGACUCGGAGGAUAGCACACUGACAUACAUCAUUCGCUAUGGGCCGAACCAGGGAUAUUUACAAAGGCGGACCCCAUUUGGUUAUUUAGAAAACAUCACAAUAGGGAUGAAUUUCACCCAAAACGAAGUAGACCUCGACCUCAUUGUUUACAUUCACAACGGGCAAGAGGGGAUUCGCGAUCUGAUUAAAUUCGAUGUCACAGAUGGCAUCAAUCCCUUGAUAGACAGAUACUUUUAUGUCACAGUGGGCAGUAUAGACAUGGUCUUCCCUGACGUUGUCAGUAAAGGUGUAUCCCUGAGGGAAGGGGGUAGGGUCACUCUGACCACUGACCUGCUGAGCACCCAUGACCUGAACAGCCCCGACGAGCACCUGGUCUUCACCAUCACCCGCGCACCCCAGCGGGGACACCUGGAGUGCACGGACACCCCUGGUAUGCCCAUAAGCUCCUUUACCCAGCUGCAGCUGGCCGGGAAUAAGAUCUACUACAUCCACACGGCGGACGACGAGGUGAAAAUGGACAGCUUCGAGUUCGAGGUGACCGACGGGUACAACCCGGUGUUCCGCACCUUCCGGGUGUCCAUCUCGGACGUGGACAACAAGAAGCCGGUGGUGACCGUGCAUGGGCUGGUGGUCAGCGAGGGAGAGAACAAGCUCAUCACGCCGUUCGAGCUGACGGUGGAGGAUCGCGACACGGCGGACCGGCGGCUGAAGUUCACCAUCACCCAGGUGCCGGUCCACGGCAAGCUGCUCUUCAACAACAGCCACCCGGUCACCUCUUUCACCAAGCAGGACCUGAACGAAAACAUGAUCAGCUACAAGCACGAUGGCACCGAGUCGUCCGUCGACUCUUUCUCCUUCACCGUGACCGACGGAACUCACACAGACUUCUACGUCUUCCCCGACACGGUGUUCGAGACGCGCAGACCCCAAACCAUGAAAAUCUCCAUUCUGUCCGUGGACAACGGCGUUCCACAGAUCGUGGUCAACAAAGGAGGCGCAACCCUCAGGAUUCUGUCCACCGGUCACCUGGGGUUCCUCAUCACCAGCAAGGCCCUGAGAGCAGAGGACCGAGACAGCCUGCAACUGGCCGUCACCUUUCGGAUCACGGUGGGCCCAGAGCAUGGCUACCUCAUCAACCUGGGAAAAGGCAACGUCACGGUCACCACUUUCACCCAAGCUGACAUUGAUGACAUGCAUAUCUGCUACGUGCUACAAGAUGGAGAUAACGCCACGAGUGAUGUGUUCUUCUUCUCCAUCGAGGAUAUCGGAGGAAAUAAGCUGAAGAACCAGCAGUUUCGCCUCAACUGGGCCUGGAUCUCCCUGGAGAAGGAGCACUACGUGGUGGACGAGGAGGCCAAGGUCCUGGAGGUGGUGCUGCGGAGGAGAGGGUACCUGGGGGAGACGUCCUUCGUCAGCAUUGGCACCAAGGACGGCACAGCGGAGCGAGACAAGGACUUCCGGGGCAAGGCCCAGAAGCAGGUGCAGUUUAACCCAGGCCAGACCACCGCUACCUGGAAGGUGCGCAUCCUGAGCGACAACGAGUACGAGCAGUCGGAGACCUUCCAGAUUGUUCUGUCCGAGCCGGUCAUGGGCGCUCUGGAGUUCCCUGAGGUGGCCACUGUGGAGAUUGUCGACCCAGGCGACGAGUCCACCGUGUUCAUCCCCUCGGACGCCUACACCAUUGAGGAGGACAUCGGAGAGCUGCUCAUCCCCGUCAGACGCAGUGGAGAUGCCAGCCAGGAACUCAUGGUCCUCUGCUUCACCCAACAAGCGACCGCCACGGGCACGAUGCCGACGACCGUGCUGUCCUACUCCGACUACAUCUCGCGGCCGGAGGAGCACAACAGCAUGGUGCGCUUCGACAAGGACGAGACGGAGAAGCCGUGCCGCGUGGUCAUCAUCGACGACUCGCUCUACGAGCCCGAGGAGAGCUUCAACGUCACCCUCAGCAUGCCCAUGGGCGGGCGCCUGGGCGCCGCGUUCCCCCACGCCCGGGUGACCAUCCUGCCCGACAUGGAUGACGCACCCGUGUUCUACUUUGGCGAUACAGAGUACCACGUGGACGAGAGCGACGGCUACGUGGAGGUGCGGGUAUGGCGGACAGGCACAGACCUCUCCCAGACGGGCACGGUGACAGUACGCUCGAGGAAAACUGAUCCUGUGUCAGCUGAGGCUGGUCUGGACUACGUUGGCAUUAGCCGGAACCUGGACUUUGCCCCAGGGGUCACCAUGCAGACCAUCCGGGUCAUUAUUCUGGACGACCUUGGCCAGCCGGUCCUGGAGGGGGCCGAGAAGUUUGAGCUGGUCCUCCGCAUGCCCAUGAACGGCAUCAUGGGAGAGCCAGGCAGAGCCACCAUCUUCAUCAACGACUCUGUGUCUGACUUGCCGAAGGUCCACUUCCGGGACACCAUGUACAUGGGCAACGAGAACGACGGGCACAUCUCGGCCCUGGUCUACCGCAGCGGCGACAUCAGCUACAAGUCCACCGUGCGCUGUUACACUCGCCAGGGCACUGCCCAGGUCAUGAUGGACUUCAACGAGAGACCCAACACGGAUGAUUCAAUCAUCACCUUCCUGCCAGGUGAGGUGGAGAAACCAUGCGUGCUGACGCUGGUGGACGACAACGAGCACGAGGAAGUGGAGGAGCUCCGUCUGGUCUUGGGGAGCCCGAGGAGCGAGUCUCCUUUCGGGGCGUCCAUCGGCGUUCAGAACGAGACGCUGGUCAAGAUAAAGGACGACACUGACAGGGCCAUCAUCAAGUUUGGAGAGACAAAGUUCAGCGUGAGCGAGCCCAAGGUGUCUGGCCAGGUGUCCGUGGUGAAGAUCCCAGUGAUCCGCAUAGGAGACACGUCCAAAGUGUCUGUGGUGCGUGUGCACACCAAAGAUGGCUCUGCAUCCUCCGGUGAAGACUACCACCCAGUGUCUGAGGAUGUGCAGUUCAAAGCGGGCGAUACUCGACACUAUGUGGAGGUGGAGAUCCUGUACGACGGCGUGCGCGAGAUGAGAGAGGCCUUCACCGUCCACCUGAAGCCUGACGAGAACAUGGUAGCCGAGACGCAGAUGAGCAAGGCCAUCAUCUACAUCGAGGAGACCAACAGCAUGGCGGACGUCACCUUCCCCUCCGUGCCCACGGUGGUGUCUCUGCUCCAGUACGACGAGAUUAGGAUUAGCAGAGGCGCCCUCCCCCCCGCUGGCUAUCCCGUGGUCUGCGUGACGGCUUGCAACCCCAAGUACCCCGACUUUGACAAGACGGGCUCCAUCUGCGUGAGCGAGAGCAUCAACGACACGCUGACGCGCUACCGCUGGCUCGUGAGCGCCCCCACCGGGCCGGACGGCGUCACCAGCCCCAUGCGCGAGGCCGACUUCGACACCUUCUUCACCUCGUCCAAGCUCAUCACGCUCGACUCGGUCUACUUCCAGGCCGGCUCGCGGGUCCAGUGCGCCGCCCGCGCCGUCAACGCCGACGGGGACGAAGGCCUGGAGCUCAGCAGCCCUGUGGUGUCCAUCAGCAUCGAGGAGGGUAUGUGCCAGCCCCGGGUUGUGGGCACGGUUGGCGCCGAGCCCUUCUCCGCCAAGCUGCGCUACACAGGAGCCGACGACACGGACCACCCCAACCUCGUCAAGCUGACUGUCACCAUGCCACACAUCGACGGCAUGCUGCCCGUGGUCUCCACGCGGCCCCUGUCCAACUUCGAGCUGACGCUGAGCCCGGACGGCACGCGCGUGGGCAACCACCGCUGCUCCAACCUGCUGGACCACCACGAGGUGCAGACGCGCCACGGCUUCCUGACCGCGGCCACGCGCAACCCCGAGGUCAUCGGCCAGACGGCGCCCUACCAGUACAGCCCGGCCCUGCGCGGCUCCGGAACCCUCCGCUUCUACCGCAACCUCAACCUGGAGGCCUGCCUCUGGGAGUUCACCAGCUACUACGACAUGUCCGAGCUGCUCAGCGACUGCGGGGGAACCAUCGGGACCGACGGACAGGUGCUGAACCUGGUGCAGUCCUAUGUGACCCUGCGGGUCCCGCUGCACGUGUCCUACGUCUUCCACUCGCCCGUGGGGGCCGGCGGCUGGCAGCACUUCGACCUGCAGUCUGAGCUGCGGCUCACCUUCGUCUACGACACGGCUAUCCUGUGGAAGGACGGCAUCGGGAGCCCGCCAGAAGCAGAACUGCAGGGGGGCCUGUACCCCACCAGCAUGCGUAUCAAUGAGCACGGUCGCCUGGUGGUCAACUUCCGCACCGAGGCGCGCUUUAGGGGUCUGUUUGUCGUUUCCCACUCAGCAUCCUCUCUGUCCUCCAUGGUCAUGUGUCCGGAUCACCCUGGCGUGACCUUUAACCUCUCCCUUGUACGCACUGAGCCCACCUAUAACCAGCCCAUUCAGCAGUGGACCUUCAUCUCUGACUUUUCUAUUCGUGACUACUCCGGCACGUAUACAGUAAAGCUGGUCCCAUGCACGGCCCCGGCCAGUCUACAGUACACCAUCCCACCUGUGUGCAACCCUCGGGAGCCCAUCACCUUUGACCUCGACAUCCGCUUCCAGCAGGUGAGUGAUCCUGUGGCGGCGGAGUUCAGCCUCAACACUCAGAUGCUGCUGCUGUCCAAGCGGACGCUGUGGCUGUCGGACGGUUCCAUGGGCUUCGGCCAGGAGACGGACACCGCCUUCACGGAAGGUGACAUCAUCUACGGCCGCGUGAUGGUGGACCCCGUGCAGAACCUGGGCGACUCGUUCAUCUGCAACAUCGAGAAGGUGUUCCUGUGCACGGGCGCCGACGGCUACGUGCCCAAGUACAACCCCGACAACUUUGAGUUCGGCUGCCUGGCCGACGCCUCCUCGCUGCUCUACCGGUUCAAGAUCCUGGAUAAAGCCCAGCCGGAGACCCAGGCCCGGGCAUUCGGCAGCGUGAGCUUCAACGCGCUGCUGGCCGUGGACGACCCCCGCGCCCUGCCCCUUGUGAGGCAGCCGGGCUCAGACGGCUUCAGAGUGGACUCGGCGCCGCUCUUCCAGGUGUCUGCUGGGAGAGAGUGGUACAUCCACACCAUCUACACGGUCCGCUCGCGGGAAAACGCCAACCGUGGCAUCGGCAAAAGAAGCCUGGAGUACCACAGCCUGACCUCCAGUUUCCGCUCCUCCCACCACCACCCGACCUCCGAACAGGCUCUCCCUGCUGGGGGCGGAAGGUCACGGAGGUCCGCCAACGGGCUGCCCGCCGUGGCCGAGGACAUCGGCGCCGACCAGAACCGGGGCACCAACAUCCUCCACAUUGCGCUGGACCGCUCCAAGAACAAGCCGGCGGCGCGGCAGCCCGGCGGCGGGGAGCGGUCCGGGGGGGCGGGGGAGACGCGGGCGGGCGAGGAGGGGGUCCUCCCGCAGGAGGUCAACCAGAGAGACUCGGAGGACGAGCAGGCGGUCAUGGUCAUCGGGAUCGUGGUGGGCGUGCUGCUGACCGUGCUGCUGGUGGCCGUGGCGGCGCUGAUGGUGGCGCGCGGCAAGCAGGAGGACAAGAUGCCCGGCGACACCGCGCCGCGGUCGUCCAGCAGCACGGAGCCCAUGGUGGUGCGGGGACCGGCCGCCAGCGAUGACAGCUCUGAGGUCUGAGGGGGGGAGGGGCGGGGCAAUGGGACACUGUACGAAAAAGAGAACAUCACACAUGGCACAGACUUCUACCUUGAUGCAUUUUGUUGAUGUCGCCGUUGUUUUGUUUAGACUUUUUUUUUGUUUUAUACCUGUUCAUUUUGUGUGUGCGUGUGUGUGUGUGUGUUUUUUUUUU
Messenger RNA from Sardina pilchardus (European sardine), 9619 nucleotides. Its product is annotated as FRAS1-related extracellular matrix protein 2-like. The transcript is spliced from 24 exons. The record is from RefSeq and is a predicted model, not a curated record. NCBI's taxonomy places the organism in Eukaryota, Metazoa, Chordata, Actinopteri, Clupeiformes, Clupeidae. Gene Ontology annotation, biological process: anatomical structure morphogenesis; cell communication. Bases 1 to 9447 code for a protein of 3148 amino acids. Gene Ontology annotation, cellular component: membrane.